AUGCCGUCCGUGAUGUCUUCCCCAGCGCCGGCCCUUGUGCUCCUUCUCCUCGCGGCAAGCAUGGCAGAUUCCCAGGCGGGGCUAAACUGCAGCAACUCCUCCGCGUCUCCCUCCUCAGCACCAUCACCACCAACGUCCAACACAACCAACAGCAGCGCGUACCGCAACAACGUCUUGAAGCUACUGGACGCCCUCCCCGAGGCCGUGCCGCCCACAGGCUUCACCUCCCACUCCUUGGGCGCUAGUCCCGACCGUGCCUUCGUCCGCGGCCUCUGCCACGUCGACUCCACACGGUCCGAGUGCCGCAAGAACCUGCAAGAAGCCGUUAACGACAUCGGCCGUUACUGCGCCUCCAGUCGGAGCGGGGCAGCGUUGUACGACAAGUGCUGCAUCACCUACGCCGAUACCAACGCCUCGAUCGGCUACGAGGAUGUCUUCUCGGAGGUGUGGUAUGAGGGCGACAAAGUGUCCGGCUCCGACCUGCUGGAUAGCUACGAGCGGACCUACCACUCGCUGAUGGAUGGCCUGGUGGCGCGGGUGGCCAGUGGCUCGGCGAUGUUCGCCACAGGGGAAGCUGUCUACGCACCCAGCGAUCCGAAUGGGAGGACGUACGGUCUCGUGGAGUGCAUGAGGGACCUCAGCGCCGCGGAGUGCCGCCGGUGCCUGCAGUUGUUGGUACCAAAGCUACCGCUCUGCUGCGGAGGGACUGCGCAAAACUUCAACUGCCGACUUCAGGUUCAAGUAUAUGCCUUCUACGACCUGGCGCUCGACGCUCCGCCCCCGGCUGCUUCACCUGCACAGCAGCGGCCGAUCUCCUCGCUCGGAAAGAGGAGAUUACAACAUGUCAUCCUUGUUGUUGGGACACUAUUCGUCAUAGUCGUCGUGCUUGCUUGUGUUCGCAGACAGAGGAAAAGGAUCAAGGCGAAUAAGGAACAACAAGAUAACGCAGGAGAGGGCAUGAACUAUAUUAGUCUGGAAGUGUUAAGAGCUGCAACAUCCAAUUUUUCUAUAAACAAUAAACUAGGAGAGGGAGGAUUCGGAGAGGUUUUUAAGGGUGAAUUGCAGAAUGGAAUGAAAAUAGCCGUGAAAAGGCUGUCGAAUAACUCAGCUCAAGGGUUUGAUGAGCUAAAAAAUGAGCUAGUGUUAGCUAACAGACUUAAGCACAAGAAUCUGGUGCCGCUUCUUGGUGUUUGCUUGCAAGAGAAACUGGUAGUGUAUGAAUAUAUGCCUAAUGGAAGCCUACACACGAGCCUUUUCAAUUCGGAGAAGGCACAUCAAUUGGACUGGAUGAAAAGAAAGACAAUCAUCUCUGGAAUUGCUCGAGGUCUAUUGUAUCUCCAUGAGGAGUCUCGUCUAAAAGUCAUACACCGUGAUCUGAAGCCAAGCAACGUCUUACUGGACCUGGAAAUGAACGCUAAAAUUUCAGACUUUGGUUUGUCUAGAGCUUUCGGUGAAGAUCAAUCGAUCGAUAUAACAAAACGCCCUGUUGGUACACUUGGAUACAUGUCUCCGGAGUAUGCAUAUCGCGGUCAAGUCUCUACAGAGUCAGACAUGUACAGCUUCGGUGUCAUGGUUAUAGAGAUUGUGACUGGUCGGAGGAACUAUAGAUCACUUGACGAUGAUACUGCCUCCAGAUAUCUGCCCAGCUACGUAUGGGAAAAGUGGAGAGCUGGCUCGAUGGAAGAGGUGGUAGACCCUUCCCUAGGCGGGCGUUACCCAAAGAGCGAGUUGCUAAACUGCGUGCAAAUCGGGUUGCUAUGCCUUCAAGUCAAUCCCAGCUCCAGACCGGACGCGUCAGAGGUGGUCCUCAUGCUCGACGGCCACUCCACGUCCAUGACUAUGCGGACUCCCUCCAGGCCAGCGUUCUGCUUCCCACGACCUGGCGUUGUUAACCCGGCGCUCGGUUAUGCCACGACCAGCGGCCAGCUGCCUACCACCGUUUCAGACAACGGCAUGACAAUUUCCGAUCUCCAGCCUAGGUAGAACGAUUAAAAAAAUUGAAUUUACUGCUCAUAAGGGUGUAGAGGCACCCUGAGCUAUCACACCUUUCUCAAAUGGAACGUGUAGUCCAUAACUGCUCAGUGUGACA
Triticum aestivum (bread wheat) is the source of this 2089-nucleotide messenger RNA. RefSeq names its product putative receptor-like protein kinase At4g00960. The transcript has 7 exons. Gene Ontology annotation, molecular function: ATP binding; protein serine/threonine kinase activity. Lineage: Eukaryota; Viridiplantae; Streptophyta; Magnoliopsida; Poales; Poaceae. The record is from RefSeq and is a predicted model, not a curated record. Bases 1 to 1983 code for a protein of 660 amino acids. Gene Ontology annotation, cellular component: plasma membrane. Gene Ontology annotation, biological process: protein phosphorylation.